Messenger RNA from Rhopalosiphum maidis (corn leaf aphid), 912 nucleotides. RefSeq lists its product as uncharacterized. Lineage: Eukaryota; Metazoa; Arthropoda; Insecta; Hemiptera; Aphididae. The transcript has 5 exons. Gene Ontology annotation, biological process: double-strand break repair via nonhomologous end joining. The coding region runs from base 51 to 848 and encodes 265 amino acids. The record is from RefSeq and is a predicted model, not a curated record. Gene Ontology annotation, molecular function: DNA end binding. Gene Ontology annotation, cellular component: DNA ligase IV complex; nucleus.
AGUUAGAUACGUUCGUUAAAAAAAAAUUAUUGUUCAAAUUAAAAUUUAUUAUGUGGGUGUCUACUAAAAAAACUUUUAAUAAUACUCUGAUGCUAUUUCAAUUCUGUCGAAAAAGUGAUAUUUGUAUUUUUAGUUUUACCAACAUGAAACAAUUAUACUCUAAAGAAAUACAUGAAUCUUUAUUUACUUCAAUAUAUUCGUCAACUAAUAAAAUUGAAGUUGAUGUUAAAAACAUUAUUGAAUUUUUGGAAAAUAUUGGAGAGAUGAAUAAUAUAAAUUAUAAUUUUUAUCAAGACAAAUUGAAUACUAAAGCAGAUUUAAUAAUAACUCUAUCUGAAGGAUUUCCUCCAUUUAAAUUGGAAUUGGAAUUGGAGUUAAAAGAUGAAAAUAUUUUUUAUUCCAAAUUGACUUGCCCAUUAAUUAAAAUAAUAAAACAAUUAAAACAAAACCAAGAAGAAUUAUUUGAUAUCAUAAAAAAAAAGGAUUUGGAAAUUUCAGAAUACAAAUUAAUAGGAGGCAAUAUAGUACAUGAAAAUAUUAAGACAGAUAUUUUUGAAAAAGAUAAUUUUUUUAUGAAUUCAAUGCAGAAUCAUAAAGAUUUAUGUAAUGACAAUCCAUAUUUGUAUGAAAUAUAUUCAUCUCUAAUUGAACAACAUCCUGAUAUGUAUGAAAAAUCAAGUAUCAUACCAACUAAAGAGGAAAAUCAAGGAAUUCAAACAAAUACUAAUACUAUAACAAAUAAUACUAUAAACCAUAAAGCUACGAAAAGUUCAACUACAAUGGAAGUUACUCAUACAUCAAUUAAUGUUAAAAAGCGGAAAAAAUCUUCAUUGUUAAAAAAUCUUUGAAAUUAAUAUUAUUAUUAAGUAAUAAUACACACAAUAUCAUAUUUUUUUAUUUAAAUCAUUUAUU